AUGGUUCGGCUUGCCGCCAGGUGUGUGCGCCACCUCAUCUUCGCUGAUGCGAAGGAGAUAAGGCGACGGCUCGUUCCUCGCUCUCUGGCGUGGCGCCCGAGUCCAUGGGCAGAGGCACGUGGGAUUGCAGAUAGGAUAAAGUGCCAAGAUGCGACUGUGCCAUUUGUCCGCUUCUUUGAGGCUCCCACGAUGAGUGCUGACCAAGUAGUCAGCACGCUGAAGGAGCUCGUUCAGGAGCAGAAUGCAGAUGUCAAGCUCUUGGCUGCGCUCUCUCGAAGGUACUACGGGCAUGCCGAGGAAUUUUUCCCUCCGCAGAUCGAAGAUGUUCUUGGCUGUUUCUCAGCCCUGGGCUUCGCAGACGAGAACCUCCUCAAAGGCAUCGAAGGCCGGAUCGAAGACCUGGCCUCCGAUGCGUCGCCCCGACGUGUGGUUAGAGUACUCCGAGCCGGGGCUUCCCUCCGACUCGAUCCGGAGGCAUGGCUUCCGCACACGCUCGCAGCGCUGCAGCGGCACAUGCCGAACAUGCGGGAAGGAUCUUGA
This is a messenger RNA of Symbiodinium sp. CCMP2592, 540 nucleotides long. The record is from the annotation of a GenBank genome assembly. NCBI's taxonomy places the organism in Eukaryota, Dinophyceae, Suessiales, Symbiodiniaceae.